AUGUGUCUUCACUCCGUGGCGUGCGUGGUACAAUAUCAAACAAGUGGUGACAAUUCCUGCACGCAAUUUUUUGAAUGGCUCGAAGUUGAUCCAAGGACAGUUUCCACGAGAUCACUUUCUCACCAAGGACUUCAAACAACAAUGGCGAGUAAAAUCAAAAGCAGGAAUAAGCUACUAUCGUCACAUAAGAAGUCACUGCUCACAAAGUCAUCAGUCAAGGAUGAGUUGGUGGCUAUGAAAUAUGUGAUGGAUCGGCCAGGCUUACCAGUAUACGCUUUUGAAGAUUUGUCAAAAGACGAUAUUCCACCCAUGAAACAAACCGAGGAAGUAAUGGCUGAAGCCAAUGAACUUACAUACCCUGACUUUAUACCAUGGAAGGACCAUACUCAAGUUCGAAAAGAGGAGGUGAAGUCGAAUGAGUCCGACGAUCGUACGUAUUUAAGUAAAGGAUACUUUGAGGCUCCUCAAGUUGGCAACGAAUACUAUUCCGGCAGAAACUUAGUCCUGGCGACGUUAUUUCAGUCAAAUGAAAACUGUUUAAACGUCGUCAGUGAGUUGUCUCGAUAUCUCGCUAAUGCCUAUACAUCCAGAAAUGAGAAUAUAAACAAAAUACGACACAAUGCUGGCCAUUUCAAGAUACCUCAAAAGGUCACCCUCACUGCAACCAAACGAGAAAGUUGGCUCAAUGAUCUAAGCAACCCAAACAUACCUUUAAAGAAAAUUGGAGAAAAGAUUCCACAUGGUAUUCGAAGCAAGCUUCUCAUUGAUGCAUUAUGCACUAGGGCUACUCCAAUAAAUAGAGCUUUGUGGUUUACAAAAUGUGUUUUGUUCAGCGAGCUCUUGACAUUAAGGCGAAAGCAUCAAUCUAAGAUUUUGGAUUCCAAUCUGCCGGAGAAGUUUGAAUUGCACUGGUUACAAGAAUGGACUCAACAGAUUGUUGGCUAUAUGGAGAAAAUGUCACAGGAUAUAGGGCAUAUUGAUGGUGCUGUAGCUAAAGAAUACUACAUUAAAAAAUUGGGUUAUCUUCGAGAAUUUAUUCUGUCCUUGUAUGCCGAAACUUUAUUGGACAAGCAAUAUUUUCUUUCGUUGAUCUUAAAACCACUCGGAGAUGGAUUUCCCAUUGACUCAGAUACAGUUAGUCACUUGUUGAGUAUUCGACAAAUGGAAGACACGGAAGACUACGAUGUUUCAAUUCAGGAAGAUUUAGGAUUUACCAUUGACUAUGGGCAGCGUUUUGCUGCAUUGGUGUGGGUAAAGACAUUCUGGAAUGACAUCAUUGGUUGUGACUAUUUGGCAAAAGAGUUGAGCGAGCUGUUGUUGCUUAACUACUUUUAUACGACCAAGCUUUCGCGAUAUCCGAAAUGGUUUCUACCAGAGCAUUUGCGAAACAAUUUGACAAGGUCAUUGCAUGAUUUGGUGAUUUACCUUUUCAAACGCAACACAAACAAUUUUGUUAUACCCGGUAAUUGGGUACUAACCGGUGAUGCAUUAGUAUCUAUAGUAUCGCAGGAGAUGGGAAAUGUUCAACUGAACGAGCUGAAAAAAUUGGCUGACCAACUCGAGUUAAUCAAUUACAGAAACGAGAGUUUGAUAAUCAACUCGAACCAAGUGGAGACUGAUAUGAACUUUUCAAGUGAAUCACAAGUAGCUGGCAAAUCCAUUAACGGGGAUGCUAAGAAUUUCCGGGACGAUAGAAAGUACUGUGGGCAACAAUCGUCCAGCAAAUCGCCCAAUAUCUUAGAGCAAUUGGACCAUCUCAGAUUCAAUGAAAAGCUUGCUCAAAAAAUCCUACCCCAAAUGGGUAAUCAAAGUAAUGACAAGUGGAAACAGAAUUUACAUACAAUCUUCUUUUGGAGUGUGUCCCCUUGGCGGCAUAGUGCUUUUCAAAAUGAGAAUUUAUCAAUUGUAUGCAAUUUUUUGAGAAAAUCAGUGUUUUCUCAAGCUGAAAAAUCAGUCAAGAUGGAGUUCGAAAACGAGAUUUUGGAAUGCAUAUUUGCAUCAUUAGAAUCCGACUCAGAAUUGGUUGAUAAUCGCAAGCUCUAUAUAAUGAUUAAUGAGCUCUACCAGUUAAAAUUGAUCACAAUUGGCUCUUAUUUGAGAAAAUUAAUUGCUUCUGGAGUUUUUUACACGACAACAGACGACAGCAAGUCUCAAAAGGGCCCCAAUGAAAGCACCCAAAAUCAUCUUCAAUGCUUGACGAACUUACCUGUAUUGAACAACAAGCAAUGUGAUAGUAUCUUGCGUAAAUGGAAUACCGAAGGUUUAGAUUUCAAAGGCACUUUCGAAAAAAUGAAAAAACAACUUCAAUCAGAAAUUUUGGAAACGUUGUUUACAAAUAAAGGGAUUAUCCCGUCUGAUCACUUUGAAAAACAAUGGAGCUCUAUUCAGAUUGGAUUGAAGUUCUUGCUUGUCAACUGGUUUACGGACGAGUUUAAAACAAGGCUUGUUAAUUCACCAAAACUAGUUGUAUUUACACAAGACAUUUUAGCUGAUUUAUACAAAUUUUAUUCUAUUUCCGACAAUUUGCCGGUAUUUUUCAAAAUUAUUGUUCCGACUAUUCUCAGGAAUGAAAGCCGAAUGGCCAUUUUAUACCUAGAUGGGCUUUAUUUUAUAUCCAAGCUAAUCAUGAGGCAUUUCAAACUUUUGAAGCAAUUCGUUGAUACAUCGAAUAAAUCUACCAUUGCAAACAUAUUUCGGUUAAUCAUGCAGAAUUACAAAGAUUUGAGUCAACGAGAAUCUGUUGCUUACAAUUUCCAUCAAGUCUGGAGCUUUGUCGACUCAAUUACUGAAAAAGACGGAACCUCUUCUAGGAAAAGAAAAUGGGGAGAUGCAGUUUCUGAUCCAGAAAAUUUUGGUAUUCCAACUUAUAGAAAAGAUAACUUGGAAACACCAAUGCAAAUACAGUCUGUUGAUUUGGCACUAGAUCAUACACCAAAACUUACAGACAAUUAUAGUUCUGAUGAUUUCAAAAACGAUUUAGCGGCAUUGAGGGUGCUGAAUAGUGUACUUUUGAAAAGCGAGUCUGAAGUAAACGGGUUGAAAGCGAUAGCAGGAAAUACCAACAUCGACAAUCACUUGAGCUAUUGGUAUCUGAAAGUUGAUUGCAUUUCGGAGUCUGAAGAGACCGCAAUUGUAAGACUUUGGAGACAUUUUGCUGCUGGCAUUGCUGUCGAUGUAGUUGAGAAGACUAUUAGCUCCGCUGUGAGUGAUGUUUUACAUUCAGCAUGUCAAACAAAUUUGAAAAUUUUAAUGAUCAAGAAAUUGGUUAUAUACGAUAUUAUUUCACUCAAAGGAGUUGUAUCAUUGUUGACCAAUAAUGGCAAGGAGCAAUUACAACUGCUACUAUUGCAGAUGUUGUUGGAGCCGGAUUUUCCAAACAACAUGGCUCUAAGUGCUGCUAAAUAUCAGCUUUAUCGAAUCAGCGUUUACUUUUUCAAAGAAAAGAACAAGAAACAGUACACUUGUUUAAUUUUGCAGGGUUUAACUGCUAGAAACUUGCACAGCUGUCUUCUUGACAAUAAAGAAGAAGUCAAGCACUUUUUGAGUCACAGUCUCGUUACCGAAGGGCGUCACAUCUUGAGUGAACUCCUUGUGAACACGAGCCGAGAUGAUUGCUUCGACUUGUUGAACCUUUGUUUAAACAAAUCGAAAGAGGACUACGUUGGAAGUCUUUCCAAGUUUGAGCAAAGCAUCGAUGAGAUAAACGAAUUCAAUAAACCAUUUUACCAAGCUUUAUUAUCAAUUUUGUCCUUCUCCUUGAAUGUCGAAGACAAAUCAUCCGCUACAGCAAGGUGGGAAGUUUUCAUUGAAACUUAUUUGAACCGGACGAGGUCAGAAGGCUCGUCUAAAAAUUUGCUUUUCGGAAGUUUAUUUUGUUGGGUUCCGUGGCAACACAAGUUGAUUAUCUUGGAAAUUCUAGAAAACAAAGUAUUCACUCAACCACUUGAUGACACCACAACAGUCACUUUGACUAUGAAUGGCGCCGCUAUAAACUCCAUUGCCGUUGGGUUUCUCGAUACCUUUUUGUCCAGCACAGUCAAUGCUGUAUCAUCGCCAAACCCAUUUAUCACUAAAUUUACAGAAUUUCUCAGCAGGGUGAAUACUACGAUUAACAGAAUUAUUAUCGAAGAGCGACACGACUCGUUAGACACUUUGUUGUCAAUAAUUUUAAAGCUUUUGAUCAUACACAUGCUGACUCUAUGUGCUUUCAUUGCCAAGAAUCUUGGCGAUGAGCUUGCAGAAAAUAUGGUCAAACGGCUAAUUCUGAUUGUGGAUUCAAAGUAUUUAGAGCGUCAGAACCUGAAGUUGAGAGUACUCUUCCAUGAUCUUUUGUUGGUUAUGAAAACUUCUGUGAACGAUGAAAUUACGACAUUGGCUGGGGAGAUGUUGCCGAUUUCGAAUGGCUUGCAGGAACAGCAGCCAAGCCCCGAGGAAGCAAGGCAUAAGGAAGCAAAUGUGAUAGAGCUGAUAGCCACUACCUCACAAGUGCAACACUUGUUCGCCAUUCCUCAAUUCGAUGACGAGAACCCUUUCAAAAAUACACUCGACGACAGUUUAGUCAAAUGUGCAAUAAUGCUUAGUAGUGAUGAAUUGGCAUUCGGUGGAGAUGCAAACUAUAUUAAUGGUAGCAACUUUAAGCUUGAAGUUCCCAAAACUGAUUCUUUGAACAUUCCUUCAUUUAUGGGAAACAUAUUGAGUAACGAAAAGAAUAACAGACGAGAGGGCAGUCAUUCCAGGACUUGUGUUCAUCCUUUCAGAAUCAGAACUUACGAAUUGCUAGAGGAUACUAGUCACUCUCUAAAUGAUGGGUGUGUCAAUUUGCUGUUGUUUGAUGGGUACGUUGCAAGGGAAAACCCACCAUAG
Molecule: messenger RNA, 4863 nt
Organism: Lodderomyces parapsilosis
Lineage: Eukaryota; Fungi; Ascomycota; Pichiomycetes; Serinales; Debaryomycetaceae
Gene: SRB8
Product: Srb8p
Exons: 1
Coding region: 1-4863 (1620 amino acids)
Biological process (GO): regulation of transcription by RNA polymerase II
Cellular component (GO): mediator complex
Molecular function (GO): transcription coregulator activity
Source: RefSeq, a predicted model, not a curated record